This is a messenger RNA of Pygocentrus nattereri (red-bellied piranha), 5463 nucleotides long. It is a transcript of the gene cdk12, whose product is annotated as cyclin-dependent kinase 12. Gene Ontology annotation, molecular function: RNA polymerase II CTD heptapeptide repeat kinase activity; cyclin binding; cyclin-dependent protein serine/threonine kinase activity. Gene Ontology annotation, biological process: protein phosphorylation; transcription elongation by RNA polymerase II; positive regulation of transcription elongation by RNA polymerase II. The transcript is spliced from 16 exons. The coding region runs from base 604 to 4569 and encodes 1321 amino acids. Gene Ontology annotation, cellular component: cyclin/CDK positive transcription elongation factor complex; nucleus. The record is from RefSeq and is a predicted model, not a curated record. Lineage: Eukaryota; Metazoa; Chordata; Actinopteri; Characiformes; Serrasalmidae.
GGGCGGGCGCGCGCAGUGCUAGCCUCCUCAGCUACCACAAUGGCCGACUUGGACCGCUAAAGCAAAGGGCGGUGGACGGUGCUGAAAAUCCACCAACAUCGCCCUAAUCAUUGGCCUUGUUUUCCUUUAAGAGCUGCUAAAAUAAACUGGAAUGAAUUCUGCACACGAAUAUAUGAUUAUUUCCGAUAAAUAUCCAAAACUUGACGGCGAUUACAGAGCCUAUUAAAAAGAGCCAGAGAGAACAUGUAAACAGAAACCAGCCGGCUUUCAAGUUUUGGCAGCUUCAGUUUGUGACAAAAAAGAAAUGACAAGAGUCCCGUUCAUGAUGGAUUUAAUCUCUGAUUAAAGAAAAAAAAGAUCGUUUCGUCCAAAAAAGCAAAGCCUGGUGCUCGUCAGAAAAGGAGAGACUUUUCAUCUUUUUGUUUUUGAGAGAGGAGCUCGCUAGCCUGGCUAGCCUAGCCGCACGGCUGAGGAGAAAAACGUGACGGCAGAGGAACGCAUGCGGCUCUACUCGGCCGGGGAUGAGCUGUGGAUAAAGCGCCUAGCUCCGUGUGUGGGAGAGAGAGAAGAAGGAGGAGGGCCGUGGCUGGGGUAAGGUGAGUUAUGCCUGGAUCAGACCGCCACCAUGGGACCAAGAGGAAAUCGGACGCGGAGCUCCAGCCCUCAGCCGCCGGCUUGACGAGCAAGGACGCCCGGCAGCAGGCGAAACCUGCCGGCUCGUCGUCGUCAGCCUCGUCGGCGAAGCACAAGCGCCACAAGCCGUCCAAACACGGCCGGGAUUCGGCUCCGGAGGCCCUGGCCGCCUCGGUCCCCAGCGCCCUGGCUAUCAAGCCUCUAGUGGAGUACGACGACAUCAGCUCGGACUCGGACACUUUCUUCGACCCACCGGCCGCGGCCUCCAGACCGGGCGACAGGAGAGAUGGGGACCGGCCGGAGGUGGACGAUGAUGAUGAUGAUGGUGGUGGUGGUGGUGGAGGAGGGGCCGGAGGAGCCAGAGACGCCCGUAAACACAGGCGCUCCAGGAAGAAAUCCAAAGACCCACACAGGGUGAGGGAGUCAGGGGAGGAGGGGGAGGCGGCUAGCAAGAAGAAGAGCAGCAGGGACCGAGAAAGAGGAGGCAGGGAGGCCAGAACCAAGAGCAAAGAUAAGGACAAGCUUUCCUCAGCAGUGGGCCUUUCCUCCUCGUCUGCCACCCUGAGGCCCGAUUCGGGCGACACGGGUGGUGGCAAGCGGGCGGGCGGUGACCCCUUGACCUCCGCCGUGGCCCAGACGGCCAGUCUGGGCAGCAGCACCUCUUCUUCGGGCUCGUCGUCCCGCAGCAAAGAAAGCGGGCGCACCUCAUCCUCCAAAUCUCACAAAGACAAGCAGAGGCGAGAGGGCAGCCGCUCCGAGCAUUCGGACAGGGGUCACCGCAAGGCCUCCAAGAGCCGCAGGUCCAGCCCCAAAGGGAAGGGCCGCAGCCCCAGCCCCCGGCGCGGGACAGGAGGUGGUGCCCCCUCCCCGGCGGACCUGGAGGACGGUUACUCGUCCCGGCGCAGGGCAGCCAGCCCCAGUCCUUACAGGGAAACGUCCCGGCGCAGUAGGCAGAGGUCAGACAGCCCCUAUGGCCGGCGAAGGUCCUCCAGCUAUGAGAGGGAUGGAAGUCCCUAUGGCAACCGGCGCUCGUCCAGCACCAGUCCGGUGUCCAGGCGUUCCAUACGAUCCCGCAGUCGCUCUCCUCUCUACCUGUCCUCUCGCCGGUCCACCUCUCACUCACGGAGUAAGAAACACUCGUUAUCGAGCGGAGUCGGCGGAGGUUCCUCCCACAGCAUCCGACCCACCAGCCGCUCCCCAUCCUCAUCACGCCUGCCAAUCACGUCGAGCCUGGGGGCGGAACUUACACGCAGGAAGAAGGAGCGGCAGGCGGCCGCAGCCCGCAACUCGGCAGCAUCUCAGCAAACCAACGCGGCACCUUCCUCGCAGCCACCUGAGCCGCAGGCGGAGCCGGAGAAAGCCCCGCCCCCUGAGCCCCAAAGACUGCCCGCUAAUGCUCAGAGCACGGCUUCAGCGGAGGAAACAAACGUAGCCCCACCCCCUCUCCCCAUCCCCUCACCACCUCCUCCACUGCCUCUUUCUUCUCCUCCUCCUCUGCCUCUCAAUUCACCUCCUCCUCCUCUCCCUCUCUCCUCUCCCCCGCCUCUCCCUCUCUCUUCUCCUCCGCCUCUCCCUCUUUCCUCUCCUCUUCCUCCUUCCUCUGCUUCAGCACCUCAGGUACCCUCCACCUCCGAUAACAGCCCCGCCCACAGAAACACACAGAGUUCAGCAGCACAGCCAAUCAAAACCUCCACGCUGCCCCCCCUCCCUCUGCCACCUGCACUGCUGGGAGACUGCCAGGACAGUCCGAAGAAGACGGCGUCCAGUCACAGGUCCUCGAGGAAAGAACGGGAGAAGGAUAAAGAAAAGGAAAAGAAGAAAGAGAAGGAAGUUAGGACACGCCUACUCAGCGACUUGCCCCUCCCACCUUUACUUCCUGGAGGAGAUCCCUCCCCUCCUCUUUCGCCGGUUCAGGAGGCUCCGCCCCCCGUGCAGUCCACCUAUAAGAAGAGACCAAAGUUCUGCUCUCCACGCUUUGGCGAGAGGAGACAGACGCAGAUCGACUGGGGGAAGCGCUGUGUGGACAAAUUCGACAUCAUCGGCAUCAUCGGGGAAGGAACCUACGGCCAGGUGUACAAAGCCAAGGACAAAGACACAGGUGAGUUGGUGGCGUUGAAGAAGGUGCGGCUGGAUAACGAGAAGGAGGGCUUCCCCAUCACAGCCAUCAGAGAAAUAAAGAUCCUCAGACAGCUCAACCAUCGCAGCGUCGUCAACAUGAAGGAGAUAGUCACCGACAAGCAGGACGCGCUCGACUUCAAGAAGGACAAAGGUGCUUUUUACCUGGUGUUUGAAUACAUGGACCAUGACCUGAUGGGCCUGCUGGAGUCUGGACUGGUGUCGUUCUCCCAGGACCAUGUGCAGAGCUUCAUGCGGCAGCUGAUGGAAGGCCUGGACUAUUGCCACAAGAAGAACUUCCUGCACAGAGACAUCAAAUGCUCCAAUAUUCUGCUGAAUAACAGUGGCCAGAUAAAGCUGGCUGACUUCGGUUUGGCACGCCUCUAUAAUUCAGAGGAAAGUCGGCCAUACACCAACAAGGUGAUCACGCUGUGGUACCGCCCGCCGGAGCUGCUGCUGGGGGAGGAGAGAUACUCGCCCGCCAUCGACGUCUGGAGCUGCGGGUGCAUUCUGGGUGAGCUGUUCACAAAGAAACCCAUUUUCCAGGCCAACCAGGAGCUGCUGCAGCUCGAGCUCAUCAGCCGAUUGUGCGGCAGCCCCUGUCCUGCGGCCUGGCCUGACGUCAUUAAACUUCCCUACUUCAACACAAUGAAGCCCAAGAAGCAGUACAGACGCAGAAUACGAGAGGAAUUCUCAUUCCUGCCCUCCUCAGCACUCGACCUGCUGGACCGGAUGCUGACCCUCGACCCCUCUCGGAGAUGCACGGCUGAGCAGGCGCUCGCGAGCCAGUUCCUGUGUGAUGUGGAUCCCAGCAAGAUGUCGCCCCCAGAUUUGCCUCACUGGCAGGACUGUCACGAGUUGUGGAGUAAGAAGCGUCGGCGACAGAGGCAGAGUGGGGUGUCCGAGGACGUGCCUAUUUCCAAAGUGCCCCAGAAGGACUCUGGAGGACCACCCAGCAAAGAGAACUGCCACCCUCCGACCAGCCCACCCCCACCGCCCCCUUCGGCUCACCCAGCCUCCAUCUCCACUACAGAGCUCGCGGGUCUGGGAGCGGCGGCUGAGCAGUUGAAUCAGACCGAGAUGGCGGUGCUGCUGAACCUCCUGCAGGGUCAGACGGACCGUCUCUCUCUUCCGCAGAUGGCCGAGCAGCUCCUCAGCUCCUGCUCCGAGGGCUCCUCCACUUCCCUCCCCUCAGCGGCCCCGGCCGUCUCCACGCCUGAUCCGGAGUCGGCACAGCAGCUGGAGUUGCUCAGCCACACGCUGUCCACUCUCCUACAGGGCUCGUCUAACCCCCCGCCUGCCGAGCCCACCCAGGACGACCCCACCGCUCUAUUCUCGCUUUUACUGAGCCAGAUCAUUAAAGCCCCGCCUUCGGGGGCGGGGCAAGCAGACGAAAGCAACGGCGUCCAAUCAGACGAGGCAGUGACACGAGACAGCUCCGCCUCUAUUUCCGGCAGCGAUGGCAAGGAUGCGACGUUACCAAACGAGAAGGUCCCGAACACCACGCUGACCCCUGACCUCCCGGCCUCGGCCUCAGCCUCCGCCUCUGCCUCCGCUGCCUCGUCACGCUCUGAGGACAUCGGCACGGACGUGGCGGCCGCGCUGCUCCAGCUCAUUUCCCAGCAUGCCUCUGACGGCAAAGCCUCCUCGGCCGACCUGCAGCCUUGCUCCUCCUCCUCCUCUUCCUCUCCUCCGCCUCCGUCACUCAGCCAGCCGGAGCCACAGGCUAGUGCUCAGUACCCACGCGACCAGGACCUCCGCUUUGCCCGGGACUCCUGCCGGGGGGCCGCGCAAGACCGCCGCUCAGCGGCCGAGUCGUAAAGCUCCGAGCCACUGUCAGCGUCUGUUUCGCUGCUGAAGCACUUUGACGGACGGUGACGCGAUUUUAUCCGUCGUAGCAAAACCUCGUCCCUGCGUUCAGCGCUUCUCCGCACACGAACGCCUCGCAGAACGAAACGAGCAACUCCUUACUAAAACCCCUUCAAAUGAACUCUCACUGAAAGUUUUCCUCCUGGACAGUCAGCAUUUCAGAGAGGUUCUGCUACGACGGCGACGAGUUCGGAUAAUCCGGUUCUGGAUCCGCUUCACUUUUAUUUCUUCGUGUAAACGCAGAGGGCAAAACGAACGGUUAUGGCUUUUAGACUGUAGAGAGAAGUUCGGUCAAGAAGUUCGGUGCUAAUGCUGCUAACAGUGAAUGGAAGUCAGUAGAUGCGAGUUAGCAUCGUGCUAACUGGUGACCGCUGCUUGCAUUCGUCGUUAGCCAUGUUAGCAUUCUUGCUCACGCUGUUCCUUUAGUUUUUUCAGAUGUCUCCCGAUGCUCGCUCGCCCUCUCCAUCUCUCUCUCUCUCUCUCUCUCUCUCUCUCUCUCUCAGCCAUAUUAAAUAAUGCUGAUGUCAUGGAUGCUGCGCCUGCGCACGUUGGCCCCUCGGAGACGGCCAGUCGGCCCCUCGGAGACGGCCGGUCGGCCCGUCAGACUAAAACUCUAAGCUCUGUAACCUGCAGACAGUCGCCGCCAGCGUCCCGCUGAGCCCGACCUGAACUGAUAUCGUGGUGUCGCUCACCUGCAUCUCUAAAGGAAUCAUGGGAAGAUUUAGUGAAGAGGUGGUCAGUUUUGAUUUGUUGUAUCCAUAUGAAGUGAUCUUUUUGUAAAUAAUGUUUUUGUUUUUUUUUUUUUUCCCUUUUUCAGAUUAUUAAAAGAAGCUGAGUUCAACCUUA